This is a messenger RNA of Lodderomyces beijingensis, 1101 nucleotides long. The record is from the annotation of a GenBank genome assembly. Lineage: Eukaryota; Fungi; Ascomycota; Pichiomycetes; Serinales; Debaryomycetaceae.
AUGUCUAGCACUCAGCCGGAAGCCGAAAAAGAAGAAAAAGAGGUUCCUAAGGAAACGUCCGCAGCACUUUCAACGAGCGGAGAAACCGUGGAAGCUGCAACUGCCGAGACGGCUCAAGGAACAGGCAAAGCGGAAGAAGAAGAAGCGGCCAAGCUGAACACUACGGCAGCAGCAGCAGCAGCAGCAGGAGGAGGUGACGAUGUUGACGACUUGGACGAUCUUUUGGAUGAUUUCGCCGAUGACAUAUUGAGCAAGCCUCCAGGAUCAACAGUCAACGACACCGAGUGGCAGUCGCAGGGAAACGCCAAAGAGGCAGCACAAGCGCCCGCGCAACCGUCAUCAUCACCAUCCACGAACCCACUCGGUGACGACUUUCAGAAAUCGAUAGCAGACUUGAUCCAAGACAUGAAGAUCGAAGACCGCGAAACCCAGGAACAGUUUGAAACGCUAGUCAAACAGUUUGAAGUUAACCACCGGGCCGAGGUUGAAGCCGAGGAGGCCAAGCCGGCUAAUUUCGAGUACGUCAUGAAGGAGACCAUGGAGAGAUUGAGAAAGUCGGGCCAGGACAUUGACUCCAAGAUCCAGAAGGACCCCUUGGGCUCGAACCCUGAGGACAUCUUGACGCAACUAUUAGCUGGCAUGGGAGGCGACGCAAGUUUGGGCGGCGGAGAUAUGGAUAUGAGCAAAUUGCUCGUUGAAAUGUUGGAGCAGUUGAGUUCAAAAGACGUAUUAUACGAGCCUAUCAAAGACCUCAAUCUGAAGUUCCCCAAGUACUUGGAAGAGAACAAGGACAAGUUGGAGCAAUCCAAGUUGCAAAACUAUGAAAAACAGUAUGCCAUCACCAAAGAUAUCUUGAAGAUUUUCGAAAGUUCCGACUACAGUGACUCCAACCAGAAGCAGCGUGACGAGGUGAACUCGCUUUUGGAAAGUUUACAAGAGUUGGGCCAACCUCCACUGGAAUUGGUUGGUGAUUCGGGCGAUUUCUUGCCUGGUUUGGGCGGAGGCUCCAAAAGCGGCGCUGCUGAUCCGUUUGGGUUUAGCGAUAAGGACUUGCCUCCUGAUUUAGAAAAGAAUUUGCAAGAAGGAUGUCAACAACAGUAG